Molecule: messenger RNA, 1524 nt
Organism: Pteronotus mesoamericanus
Lineage: Eukaryota; Metazoa; Chordata; Mammalia; Chiroptera; Mormoopidae
Gene: INSM1
Product: INSM transcriptional repressor 1
Exons: 1
Coding region: 1-1524 (507 amino acids)
Biological process (GO): negative regulation of transcription by RNA polymerase II; neuron differentiation; regulation of cell cycle process
Cellular component (GO): transcription repressor complex; nucleus
Molecular function (GO): DNA-binding transcription repressor activity, RNA polymerase II-specific; RNA polymerase II cis-regulatory region sequence-specific DNA binding
Source: RefSeq, a predicted model, not a curated record
AUGCCCCGCGGCUUCCUGGUGAAGCGCAGCAAGAAGUCCACUCCCGUGUCCUACCGGGUCCGCGGCGGCGAGGACGGCGACCGCACGCUGCUGCUCUCGCCGGGAUGCGGGGGCGCUCACUCCGAGCCCCCAGUGCCGAGCCCGGACCCGAGUCCGCUGCCGCAGCCCGCCGGGCGCGCCCAUGCGGCGCUCGCCGCCGCGCUCUCUUGCGCGCCUGGCCCGCUGCCACCCCAGCCGGGCCCGCGGGCCGCGCACUUCGGCAACCCCGAGGCCGCGCACCCCGCGCCGCUCUACAGCCCCACGCGGCCAGUGAGCCGCGAGCACGAGAAGCACAAGUACUUCGAGCGCAGCUUCAACCUCGGCUCACCGGUCUCGGCCGAGUCCUUCCCUACGCCCGCUGCGCUGCUCGGAGGUGGCGGCGGUGGCGGGAACGGCGCAGGCGGCAGCGGCACCUGCAGCAGCGACCCGCUGUUCUUUGCGCCCGCUGAGCUCAAGAUGGGCACGGCGUUCUCAGCGGGCACCGAGGCAGCCCGCGGCUCGGUGCCCGGCCCCCAGCUGUCCUCCGCUGCCUCCCUGCGGCCCCCGGGCAAGCGGCCCGCGCCCUCCGCCGCCCCCGAGCCUCCAGCCAAAGUGGCCAAGGCUCCCAGUGCCAAGAAGCCCAAAGCCAUCCGCAAGCUGCACUUCGAGGACGAGGUUACCACAUCGCCUGUGCUGGGGCUCAAGAUCAAGGAGGGCCCGGUGGAGGCUCCGCGGGGCCGCGCUGGGGGUGCGGCGCGGCCGCUGGGUGAAUUCAUCUGCCAGCUCUGCAAGGAGGAGUACGCCGACCCGUUCGCGCUGGCGCAGCACAAGUGCUCGCGCAUCGUGCGCGUGGAGUACCGCUGCCCCGAAUGCGCCAAGGUCUUCAGCUGCCCAGCCAACCUAGCCUCCCACCGCCGCUGGCACAAACCGCGCCCUGCGCCCGCCGCUGCCCGUGCGUCGGAGUCCGAAACCACUUCCAGGGCUGAAGCGCGGGAGGCGACGGGCGGCGGCAGUGACCGCGACACGCCGAGCCCCGGUGGCGUGUCGGAGUCGGGCUCGGAGGACGGGCUCUACGAAUGCCACCACUGCGCUAAGAAGUUCCGCCGCCAGGCCUAUCUGCGCAAGCACCUGCUGGCGCACCACCAGUCGCUGCAGGCGAAGGGCCCGCCACCCGCGGCCCCGCCGGAGGACCUACUGGCCUUGUACCCGGGGCCCGAGGAGAAGGCACCGCAGGAGGCGACCGGAGACGGCGAGGCAGCCGGCGUGCUGGGCCUGAGUGCCUCCGCCGAGUGCCACCUGUGUCCUGUGUGCGGGGAGACGUUCCCCAGCAAGGGUGCCCAGGAGCGCCACCUGCGCCUGCUGCACUCCGCCCAGAUGUUCCCCUGCAAGUACUGCCCGGCCACCUUCUACAGCUCGCCUGGCCUCACGCGGCACAUCAACAAGUGCCACCCGUCGGAGAACAGACAAGUAAUCCUCCUGCAGGUGCCUGUUCGUCCGGCCUGCUAG